Thrips palmi is the source of this 17103-nucleotide messenger RNA. RefSeq names its product titin-like. The record is from RefSeq and is a predicted model, not a curated record. The coding region runs from base 16 to 16158 and encodes 5380 amino acids. The transcript is spliced from 55 exons. NCBI's taxonomy places the organism in Eukaryota, Metazoa, Arthropoda, Insecta, Thysanoptera, Thripidae.
GGGCCCGCCUGCGGCAUGUCUGCGGGUGAGGUUAGGAUGGAGGCGGCGGACAUCCUGUGCGCGCUGCAGGCGCGGGUGGCACUGGUCCCAGGCUGCAGGGACCUGGAGGAGCGGCCGCUGCUGCUGGUGCCGGUGCCGUCCGAGAACACGCCCUGGACCAAGGAGCGCCUGGACCUCGUGCUCAGAUACUUCGCCUCCAUCUUCAGCCCCGAGACGCGGCGCGCGGGGCUGAGCGUGGUGGUGGACGGGCGCACGGGGUCGUGGCGCUGCGCUAGGGUGGCCAUGCGGCAGGUGGGGGCGUCCCUCGGCCCCGACCUCGCCUCGCUGCUCGUCAUCCGGCCGGACGCCUUCUGGGACAAGCAGCGCGUCGACUCGUGCGCGCGCUCGCAGCGCCAGGGCGAGCCCGUGCUCAUCCCGCUGUCCAGGCUGCACAAGUACGUGGCGGCCGCGCAGAUCCCCGAGGAGCUCGGCGGGCCCUGGACGCACAACCACCACCAGUGGAUCCAGAACAGAAUCUACAUGGAGACCUUCGCGCGCGAGGCCGAGACCGCCGCCAACGACCUGGACAAGCUGCGCGGCCGCCUGGCGGGCCAGCAGGCCAUGCUGUCGGGGGAGUCGGCCGCCACCACCAACCCCACCACCAUCGGGGCCAUCACCAUCUCCGCCAGGAUCAACCUGGACCAGCCGCCCGUCACGCUGGAGAACUACCAGCAGGCCAAGGAGUCGGCGCGGAAAGUCGUCUCGGACGGGCGAGAGCUGCUGGAACGGCUGGACAAGGACUACUCCAGCGCCGCGGAGCAGCGGCGUGAGGGCUCGUCCACCUCGCCGACGUCCUCGCCGUCCUCGCCGUCCUCGACGCCGCCCGCGCCGCAGCAGUCCGUGCCGCAGGACGUGGUGGACACGCGGACGCGCAUCGAGCGGCUGCUCGAGCUGCUGGCGGCCAAGCAGGCCCUGCUGCACGACGCGUGGCACAGCCUGCAGGGCACGCUGGUGGACGCCAAGGAGCUGGCCGCGCUGGAGGAGCGCGUGUCGCAGGUCACGGACUGGAUCCUCGGCCCCGCCGAGAACAUGCUCAACGCGCAGCGCGAGGUGGGGCUGGACGUGGCCUCGGCGGAGGAGCUGCGGGAGGCGCACGAGGCCCUGGAGCUGCAGUGCAGGAACACCUACGGCCAGUACGCCGAGCUGCUGCACCGGCUGGACUCACGACCCGCCGCCGGGCUGCCCCUGCCCGCCGACCUGCGCAGCCAGAGGGACUUCAUGGACUUCGCGUGCCGCAGCUUCGCCACGCGGCUAGAGCGGCGCCGCACCGUACUCAUCAGCUCGCUGCGCUUCUACCGGCUGGUCGACGAGUACCUGGAGACCACGGCCGACAUUCUGGAGGCCCUCAUGCGCGAUGGCGACGUCGAGGCGCUCGAGUCGGUGGACGACUCUCUGCGGCAGCUCCACAUUCACCAGGUCGACGUCGACGAGCUGGAGCGGAUGGUGGUGCGGCAGGGCGAGAAGCUGUCCGACCUGCUGUCCAUGCCGGUCAAGGACGCGCUGGGCCGCGAGGUGAGCGUGGACUACGGCGCGCACAUCGGCCACGUGACGGCGCUGUUGGAGGCGGUGCGGGGCAGGCAGACGCUCUUCUCGGACACGGUGACGGUGCGGAGGCUGACGCUGCAGCAGGCGGGCCACGUGCGCGCCUACGAGCAGGACGCGGGGCAGGCGGUGCGCUGGCUCGGCGAGCUGCUGCGCGCCCUGCUCGGCUCGCACGCGCACGUCGGCUGCACGCCGCAGGAGAUCCAGCAGCAGAAGGCCGAGCAGCAGGCGCUGCAGGAGACGGCGCGGGCCACGCACCAGUACGGCGUGCAGCUGCUGGCCCUGGCCAGGUCCUUGCGCGUGUCCUGCCGGCUGCCCCUCGCGCCGCACCGAGUGCUCUCCGAGCACCUGGCCGCCGCCUGGGACGCCCUGCACGUCGUCAGCCAGGAGCAGAUGACGCGGCUCAGGGUGUCCGCCGUGUUCCACCGGUCCGUGCACGAGCACUGCAAGCAGCUCCGUGACCUGGCCGCCGCCGUUCCCGCCCUGGUGGCGGAGCCCGAUCAGUCCCGACGUCGCUGCCGGCUUCGAAAGCUCCUGGGCAACCGGGAACGACUACUGCUGGAGGUCGGCCGCAUGGUGCGCCUGGGCCGCCUGCUCCGCUCCCGUCUCAGGGAGCCGCUGGUGGAGGACCUGGCCAACGGCAACACCACCGCCAUCGAGGCCAUCUCGGAGCGGCUGUCCGAGGUGACGGCCUUGGCGGAGCAGCUGGACCGAGCCCUGACGGCGGCGAGACUCGACCCAGCCGCGCCGCCGCCGCCACCCUCCGUGGAGGACGUCACCGACGCCCCCGGCGAGGAGCCCGUCGUCGCCAGCGACCCGGAGAAGGCAGUGUCCGAGGACGCCGUCGACUCGCAGGCCGAGAGGAGCGACGCCACGACAACGGAGGAGUGGCGCUCCACGCUCGACCUGGCCGACAGCGACGCCGAGGUCAGCAAGGCGGCGACGGUGACGCCCGUGUCCGUGCCGGCGGCCUUGGUGUCGUCCAUCGCGCUGCCCGCGCCGCUGCGGCUCGCCGAGGAGGGCAGCAAGUCCGAGACGGAGGAGUUCAUCACGGCGUCCGAGUGCACGUGCCCGUCGACCUGCACGCCGCCGUCCAGGUCCUCGUCGUUUCACACGGCGUCCGAGGGCGGCGUCGCGUCGCCGUGGUGGGAGCUGGACCCCACGUCCGAGGAGGGCGACGACGCCGACCUGGACCGCCAGCAGCUGGGCAGGGUCAGCAAGCAGGUCCAGACGCAGACGGAGCCCACCAUGUCCCAGCCGUCCGUGCCCGCCGUGGGCGCCGCAGGGGGCGUCGACCAGCCCGCCGAAGUCAGGGCCGUCGUGCACCACCACGUCUACCACCUCCCCGACCAGGAGGAGCACCCCACCAGCUGCGACGAAGGGGAGCGAGAGGUGCUGGCCGGCGUGCUGGUGCAGCGCGAGGUGCGCGAGACGCGGCAGCUGCGGGUGCGCCGCGGGGGCGGGGAGACCCGCGCCGAGAGCGAGCUGUCCUGCUCCAGGAUCGAGGCGCACCAUCUCAACAACGCCUGCAACACGUCCACGUCGUCCACGUCCUCCACGCUGUCCAGCGGCACGAGGGGCGCGCUGGACUCGGUGCUGCAGACGGGCCACGAUGACGUGGACGCCGCGUACCGCCAGCAGCUGGAGGAGACCCUGCCGCUGCCGCUGCCCUUGGACCUGGACCUGGAUUUGCAGCUGCCGUCGCCGCUCGCCUUCGCGGACCACGUGCCCGUCCCGCACCCGUACGACGGCCAGGAUGAGGUGCACGACGACGACCACGACCUGGACAUGCCGCCGCCGCCGCCGCAGGAGCUGCUGGACGGGCUGAAGGAGAGCCGCGAGUGGCUGCAGCUGCGGGUCCUGGAAUGCACGCCCGAGCUGACCCGCCUCGGCGCCACCCUGGAGCAGGCGGUCCAGCUGCAGCGGACCCACCACGACGUCCUGGUCAAGCUGCAGAACAAGCAGAGCCCCGUGGAGGAGCUACUGCGGCAGGCCGACCAGCUCAUCUCGACGCAGGGCGCGCGCGCCGAGGUGUACGCGGCCAUGGCGGAGUCCCUGGGCGCCGCGUGGCGCGACGUCAACCACCACCUGGACACGCGCAAGCGGGUGCUCGACCUCAACGUCAACUACCACAGCCGGGCGGAGGAGUGCACAGAAAAAAUGCUAGCUCUGCAGUUGGCCUGCUCUGCUCUAACUGCCCCCAUGCUUACCGUUAAGCUCAACACAGUUGCUGACUGUGAAUCGGAAAGUGAGUCUCUCAAGGAUCAAUUGGGCAAAAUUCAUGACUUGCGUCGAGCCAUGCUGGAGACGCUCAUGCUUGCCCUGACAGAAGGAAAAACACUCCUUGAACUUUUGCGGGGAAUUGCUGCAGAGGGCUCCAUUGAUUCUCGACCUGAUACUAUGAGAGUUUCUACUGAAUAUGCUAUAUCACAGGUUGAGCAUUGGUUGGAGAGUCUCCAUGAUCGUCGGAAAGCUCUAGAUCUUACUUUUAAUGAGACACGUUCAGAGCUGGAGCAGAGAUUAGCUCUAGCUAUGCUAGGUGCAGAGAGAGCCAAGAUUGAAGAAUUUAUCUUAUCCCAGAAGAAAAAUCUCCUUUCUAGUCAAAGUCAACUGGGAGAUUCAGAAACAAGCAGCCAACUUCUUCUGUAUGAACAUCACAAAGUGUUCUCCGAAGCAAAGGAAAUUCAGGAGCGGGCUUUGAAGAUGACUCACGCAACCGAGCAGCUAGCAGCAUCUGGUGUCAGUGCAGCAGAGGUGGCAGUCACAAAGUCAUAUACAGUGCUUAAUAGUGCAGCUGAAUACUUAGAAAAGUGUGACACUCUUGAAUCAAUGCUAGAGCGCGCUGUGGCUUUCUAUCAAGCGGCACAUACUGCUCUGACGAAACUGGAUCAGCUGGAAGUCCAGCUAACGACCACUACUCUUGCUCCAACAUCUCAAGAGCUUUCAGUACUUCAUGCUCAAAUUGCUGCUGCUGCAUUUGAUGUUUCUGAGAAUGCUAUUGAACAAGGCUUAGGCCUUCUAGAUGCAGCUAGCAAUAAUAAUGCUGGAGCAGAGGGUGUGAAACGAACAGUUGAAGAAAUUCAAAACAGGAGGGAUCAUGUUGAAAGCUUGUGUACUGCUCACAAAGAAGAGAAUAUUUUAUUGCAUCAAGCCAUUAAUAAUUUUUUGGAGAAGCAUAACAAUCUGUACUCUUGGCUAGUCAGUAGAGGGGAGGCAUUUUUGCAAGGGCACCAAGACAUGGGUAGUGUUUUAGCAAUGGCGCAAGACUUCUGUGAGGUUCACCAGAAACUUAUUGCUGAACUUCAGUUGAAAGGGACUGAGAUAAACAAUCUCCUUUUGACCCUGCCUCCUAUACUGGAACAGGUAGAAGAAAAACAAAGAAUUGAAAUUGAUCAAAAGGUUGACGCACUGCACAAUUUAUGGUUGCAUUUAAAGCAAGCACUCGAAGAACGCAUUGACUUGUCUGCUCAGUUCCUCGAGUUUCAUGAAAAGGCAGUCCAAUUGGCUGAACAGCUGGAUUCCCUUGAAGACAAUUUGCGGAGACCAGGGAUUCCUGAUGAUCACCAUCAGAAAUUAGAUGACCAUUGGAGUAGUAUGCAACAAUUGUACAAAGAUUUAAAAAGUCUGGGUCAAAGUUUUAUCACUGAAGCACAAAAGGCGACAGAUCCUUACCUAGACACCAAGAGGGCUGUUCUGUGUGUAGAGACUCUUCUUGAACACUUUGCUGGCCGCCAGAUCACUGUUUCUGAUUCAAGAGAGUUAUGGCAGAAGUCUGCCACGAUUGAAAAGGAGAAAUUAGUGCAGUGGGAAUACAACCUAAUGGAGAGUUCAAAGACAGUGGAUUGGGUAUCCAAACUGGAUGCACAGUUGUACCCCAUUCUUACAUCAGGAUCUUCAUCGGCAACAGUUAUCCGACAGGACUUGGAAAAGAGACUUGAAACUGUUUUGCCAGAAGUACGGAAAGCGCAAAAUGAAAUUGACGAUCGAAUUAAAAAUGUUAAGUCAUUAUCCGAAAAGUUAGCUUCAGAAGAGGGCCAAAAUGAAGAUGGAAAAGAUGUGUUGGAGAAACUUACUGAUCUUCAAGGAAAGUUGCAGACAGUUUUGAGUGACUAUCAAGUGCUGGUUCAAUUACUUUUAUCUUUCUUCAAAAAUGUCAGUGAGCUGGAAAAAACAAUUGAGAACUCCCAAUCUGUAGAGCAUAGUGGUGAUGGUAACGUAGAGACGCUUUUGCGAGGUCUUGAUGCUUCAAAGCAGGCAAUAUCUGAAUUAUUCAAAUUCACUGAAAAUGAAAGUCAGCAAAUUAUUGAGAAAAUUAGACAGCAGGAACCUGAAGAAGCAGCAAAAGUUGAUGAAGCUUGCCUAAGGAAACUGUUAGCUGAUAAAUUCAAAAACUGGGAUGAAUCCUCAACCGCUCAAAGAGCAAGACUUGAAAAAAAUCAACAGCAAGGAGCCUUUGAUAGAGAUCUUGCUCAAAUUAACUAUGCUAUUGCUGACCUUGGCCGACAGCUUGAAGCAAUAAGAGGCCAAUAUGGAGAAUCACUUAGUUCUGCCAAGGCUACUUCUGCUGCCUUUGAUUACUUUGAAAAAACAAUUGAGCUUCUUGAACAGCGAAUUCAGACUUUUGUGUUAACAACAAAACAAGUCCAGUCAAGUGAGAAAUCUGGAGAUUCUGAUUCAGCACAUGUUGAUAGGGAGUUAAAGGAAUUGCAAAACCGAUGGAGUGAUUUUCGCAGUAAGGUUGCUGAGAGUAGGAAACUCAUUGAACUGAGUAUUCAAUACUUUCAACUUGUUGAAGAGGCUGGGGAAUGGUUCAAAGAGGGAAGUCGCCUACUUGUUAGUAUUGCACGCCGCUCCGCAGCAGUAAGAUUUCCUGAAUCUGCCAACGAAUUAUUAGCUGAGAUGGAAACUUUUUUGAAACCAGGCGAAGCUAUGCAAGAUGAACGAAUUCAAAAGAUAUUAGAACUUGCCAAGAUUUUAUAUGGAGAGGAAAAAUCACAGCAGGUGACAGAAGUUCUCAAAGAAAAUCGAGAAAUGUUAGAUUCCUUUUCUACCAUUAGCCGAGAGUUGAACAGUUUGGCAUCCUCUUUGUCCCAUGCAGAAAAACAUGAACCUCAGCCUGAACAAGAAAUCAAGGAUGGACAAGAAGUUAUAGGUGAAAACAUUAUCUCUAAGGUCACAACCAAUGUAGAGACUGUCAUUAUUGAACAACUUGACUCAGACUCAUCGCCACCAAAAGAAGCCGUCGAAACUUCUUUGAAUGGUGAUGUUGAGCCCAUGGUUGAAGAGCCAACCAAAGAGGAAUCAGAAACUGUGCCAUCAUUGCAAUCAGAACAUAUUGAUAGAGGAGUUGUAAUUGAAAGUCUUUCCUCAGAUGAGGUCGCUGAAGACACUGAACCCAAGGAACUAUAUACCUCCCCAUCGUUUGUUGAAUUUUUGAAAGAUGCUUCCAUUCAGGAAGGUGGAAAAUUCACCUUCCAGUGUCGGGUAACUGGCACUCCAGCUCCAGAUAUAGUUUGGGAAAAAGAUGGAAUAUCUAUCAGUAACAAUCCCGAUUACAUGACUAGUCAGGAUGGAGAUCUUUGUUCUCUAACCAUUGAAGAGACUUUCACUGAAGAUUCUGCCCGUUUCACCUGCCGUGCUUCCAACCCAGCAGGGUCAUCAGAAACAAGCGCUACCCUCAAUGUUAUUGAGUCUGAGCCUGAAGAGCAGUUACUUCCCCCAGUAUUCUCUGUGCCUCUGUCGGACCAAACAACAAAAGAGGGGUCAGCUCAUACAUUAGAAUGUGUAGUCGAGGGUCUGCCAUUGCCUACAGUUCAGUGGUACAAGGAAGAUAACUGCAUUGAUGACUCUGCAGAUCUUGCCAUAACUUAUAACAAUGGGCAAGCCAAACUGAGGCUGGAACAAGUUUCACUCUCUGAUCAGGCUCAGUACACGUGCAAGGCUAACAACACUCUUGGCAGUGCUAGUACCACAGGACAUCUUUCUGUAGAACCUCUGAAGCCAAUUGAGGGACCAACUUUCACAACACCCUUAUCAAAUGUGAUGGCAAGGGCAGGUCAAAAACUGAAACUGGAAUGUUGUAUUGCGGGUUCGCCUCCUCCUUCUCUUGUGUGGACUCAUGACGGAAAGCCGUUGAAAGAAACAAGAGAUUUGAAGACAUCAUUUGAGGAUGGAAAGGCAACACUAGUUAUAUCAGAAGCAUUCCCAAAAGAUGCAGGAACAUAUGUUUUAACAGCAAGGAAUGACACAGCUGAGACUGUUUCCUCCUGCUCUGUCAUUGUGAAGGGCCGCUUACCCACAGAAACCUCUGAUUCAGAGUUGGCGAGUGACUUGGAACCCAUCAAACCCUCCAUUCAGAUGGCUCUGAAAGAUGCGGAAGCCAAGGAAGGAGAUAAUGUGCGUCUAGAUUGCAUUAUUGUCGGACAACCGGAGCCAGAGGUGAUUUGGUACCACAAUAAUCGCCCAGUGAAAGAGUCGGCUGAUUUCCAGCUUCUGUUCCAUGGAGAUCGGUGUUCUCUGGUACUCCGUGAAGCCUUGCCAGAGGAUGCAGGUCUAUAUAGAGUGGUAGCGAUUAACUCAGCUGGUGAGGCCUCUAGUCAGUGUCAAUUAAAUAUAACAGCUGGUGAAGAAAUGAAAGAAGCUACAAAACCUGAAGCCAACACAGACAAACAAGAAGAAAUAAUGACUGUAGCACCCAAAUUUACUCGCCUACUUGCCGACGUAUUGGCUGCUGAUGGAGACACUGUGAGAUUUGAAUGUGCUGUUGAAGGGAAACCAAAACCAAGUAUUCGUUGGUGCCAGAACAAUAAGGACAUUGUCGAGUCCGAUCGUAUUAAAACCAUAGAACAAGAAGAUGGAACCAUAAUUCUAGUCAUUGAAUCAGUCACUGCUGAUGACCGUGGUGUCUACACUGCACGAGCAAGCAAUAGCCUAGGAGAAGCCAAAUGUUUCUCAAAUUUGAUUGUCAAGUCUGCUCUCUCAGAAAGUAAGACUGUCGAACUGGCAGACAAACAAGUCCCUCCAGAUUUCAAAGAGAAAUUUGCCGACCAAUUUGUGGCUCCAGGGGUAUCUGUCAAAUUUGAAUGCAUAGUCACUGGAAGGCCAGCACCCAAAGUGCGCUGGCUUUUUAACGAUGAACCAGUGUCUGGGAAGAACUUCCUUGUAUCAAAGAGUGGUGACAGGGAUGUUCUGUCCAUUCAAGAGGCAGAGGCCAGUGGGUGCAUUUCUUGCCUUGCUGAAAAUGAAGGUGGACAAGCUGUGUGCUCGGCUAAGCUGGCUGUUCAAGAGGGCAGUAUCUUUGCCAUGUCAGGGCCAGAUGGGGGUGGGGUCUCCUCUUCGGAGGAGACUUCUCAAUCAUUUUCGAUGAAGAGGGCUGUUUUCAUGCAGUCUUCUUCAACUACGACAUCAUCAUCUGGAUCAGGACCUGUUCAGACGCAAGCUCACAGUGUUAGCACAAUGUCAGAACAGGUGUCCAAGAAAGCAGACAACGAACCUGCUUUGAAUAUUCAAUCGGAACACAAACAAGAAAUUCACAGGGUAAAUGAUGAAUCAUCAGUGAAGACAGAAAGCUCCGUGUCAGUUUCACAAGGAGGGGAGGAAAGGAAAGAGACUAUCAAGUCAGCCAGUGGCACCAACUUAGCUCUAGCUCAAGCACCUUUAGGCGGGCCGUCCAAACCGACUCGGAAGUCGACAGCUCCCCGCUUCGUCACGCCGUUGAACGGCAGGAUAGUGGACCAAGGGGCGGACAUUCUGCUGGAGGGAAUCCUAGAUGGCUUCCCCAGCCCUACGAUUUCGUGGACCAAGAACGGGGUGGACCUGGCCUCCCUGCCCGAGGCCGCGUCCAUCAGCACCUCGUGGGAGCUGAACCGCGUCCGGCUGGAGAUGAAGGGCGUGUCGGUGAAGGACGCCGGCCGGUACACCUGCCGCGCCGUCAACCCCGUCGGCUCCGCCACCAGCACCGCCGACAUCAUUGUCAAAAAGACGGUGUUCCCACCUGUCAUGGGGAAGCGGCUGCAGGUGCAGCAGGCGCGCGUGGGCGAGCGCGUGGCCAUGGAGGUGGAGGUGACGGGCCUGCCCGAGCCCACCAUCACGUGGUCCAAGGACGGCAUGCCGCUCAGCGCCUUCCCGCACCUGGAGAUCCGCACCAAGACCCAGGGCAACUGCCACACGCUCAUCAUCGACAAAGCGACCCAGGCCCACGCCGGCAACUACGCCGUCAAGGCGACCAACGCUGGCGGGGAGUCCAACUGCUCCGCCGACGUGGCGGUCUGGGACGCGCUGCCCGACGAGCUGAUGGACCAGCAGCAGCGAGACGUCAUCUUCAGGGAGCUCAUGGACUUCCCCGCUGUGCAAAAGCACGAAAGUUUCCAGACGUCAAAGCAAAGCUUCCUCCAGACCGGAGGCUCCUCGUCGUCCUUGGUGUUCAAGGACGUGCCCGUGCCUCACGUUUCCUCCGCCGCCCCCACCACCCCCGCCGCGCCCGCCCCCGCCCCCGUCGCCGUCGCCGCCCCCACUGGCCCGGCGGCCGCGGACUCACUGCAUGUCACUGAAACGACCAAAACAGAGAAGCACUUCUCCGUGAAGGUGGAGCGCACCGCCUCGCCGCUGCUGGUGAGGCCCGUGACUGAAACGCAGGCCAAAGUGACGACGAGCACGUUCUCGCUGGGCCCCGACCACAAGGAGACCAACAUCCCGAUCGCGAGGGAGGCGUCCACCACCGUGGUGCACUCGAGGGCGGAGCUGGACUCGCUCAACUUGCUGCCCAAGACGAGCAACUUGACGUACGAGACGGAGCCGCAGCGCAGCGCGGCUGAGGAGGACGGCUCCAUCGACAGCUCGUCCAUCCCCACGCAGACGGCCCUGCAGUUCUUCAUGUCCAAGAUCAAGGAGAGCGAGGACGGCGCGGCCAGCAAGCCCCUGGAGGGCAGGGAGCCCGUCGCCAUCCCCGUGCAGCAGAAGCUCACGGACAAGAUCAGCCUGUUCGAGCGGCCGCUGGACGAGCCGGCCCAGUGCAAGUCUCCGGAGCUCAAGGAGGCCAUCCCCGUCACCAAGCUGUCGGACAAGAUCAGCCUGUUCGAGAAGUACGAAGGCAAGUCCGAAGCCAGGGAAGAGACGAAGAAGUUCGACGACCAAAUUUGGAAGUCGUACAAACACGAAGCCCUGCCACAGCAGCAGUCGCAAGCAGCGGCGCCCGCGCUGCCCGAGUUCGUGGAGCCGUACAUGCCCGGCAAGCAGGUCAAGACGGACGAGCGGCACACCCGGGUGGUGCAGCAGGAGACAAAGACGUGGUCCGGCGCCAUCCAGGUGCCGGGCAAGCUGGUCCCCAGCUCGUACACGCAGCCCAUCACCUUCCGCGAGGAGUCCAAGACGUACCACAAGCACGUCGCCGGCCCAGAGGUGCUGCCGCCCACCACGCUGGACGAGUUCGGCCUGCAGCCCGAGCCGCCGCCAGAGAUGUGCUACACCCCCAAGCCGGAGCGGUCCACCAAAGUGCGGCCCCGGGAGGACAUGGCGGAGCGCGUCAAGAAGCUGCAGGACUCGCAGAAGUCCCUGGACCCCUUCCAGGUGCCGACGGGGGCCGUCAGGAUCUUCCCGGCGCCCGCGCCGUCCUCGCAGCCCACCACGCCUCAGACGCCGCGGGCCCAGCCCAGGCCGCAGCCAGCCCAGCAGCCAGCCCAGCAGCCAGCCCAGCAGCAGGCCCAGCAGCAGGCCCAGGCCACACCCGUGCACACGCCCUCGUUCCUGUGGCCCAAAACACCUGCGGCCGCGGCGCCUGAGCGCAGGGACGAGCCCAAGGAGGAGGCCAAGGAGGAACCCAUGGUGCGGCAGCAAGUGCCGAUAGACGACACCCGGAAAAAAAACGCGGAGACGGUAGGAGGCGGCGUCUGGACAACUCCAACUGCUGCUGCAGCUGAAGGGCCGCCCCUACCGUUAAACAACAUGUCCAGUUUUACAACCGUCAGCUCCUCGACGUCGUCCACGUUCGAGCAGAAGAGUUUCGAGACCAGCUCGUCGGGCCCCCUACUGGGCCCCAUUCUGAGGCCGGCGGCGGCCGACGUGCCCCUGAGAGCGACCUCGCCGCGCCCGGCUGCGGAAGCCAUCAGCAUGGAAAGACUGUGGACGAGUCAUCGAACUUCGGAGUCGGAGAAGACCGCGUUCACGCCCGUGUCGCCCCAGCCGGCCGCGAGGCCGGUCUCGGACGGCUACGCGGUGAGCAGGGCCUUGACCACCUCCGAAGCGAGCAUGUACUCGUCCGCGGAGCAGAGGCGUGGGCCCUCUCCCAGGCCUUCUUCCGAAGGCCUUGCCAUGGAGAAACUGUGGGCGCCACACAAGGCAGCAGAGCCGGGCGCGGCGCCGCCCUUCGUGGCCCCGGAGCGCCCCGUGUCGCCGCGGCCGUCCGCCGAGGCCGUGGCCAUGGACAAGACCUGGCCGCACAAGGCCGCCGCCAAGCGGAGCUGGCCGCCGCCCAGGGUGGCCGAGGCGGAGAAGGUGGCCAUCCCCUGGGCGCCGCAGAGCGAGCCCGAGAAAGUGUGGAGCCCGGAGGUGGACGCGCGCCCCGACGUGCGCGCCGACAAGUUCGAGUUCGAGCGCAGGGAGCAGAGGGAAGUGGUGCAGGGCUUCAGGCCCGUGGCAGCGCCCACCCCCGCGCCUGCGCCCGCCCCUGUGGCGAGGCAGCCACGGCCGGUGUCGCAGGAUGUCUCCAGCACUUUCGUGCCCAUGCCACAGGCAGCGCCUCUGACGACCAGCUUGAUAUCGCAGUCGUUCGAGAGCAAGGAGAACUUCGCGUCGUCCUGGAGCAAGAGUUCGAGCGAGCAGCAGUCAUGCAUCGUAGAGGAAAAGCACAUCACGCCCGCCGAGGCCAAGCGCAUCUGGCCCCCCAACAAGCCUGAUUACGAGCUGCAGGCGCCGUUGAUGGUGAAGAAGGUCCAGAAGACCAAGCCCGCCGCGCCCGCGCCACCGCCAGCAGAGCCGCCCAUCUACCUGGAGCCCGGGCCGCCGCCGGAGAUGGGCUUCGCCGCGCCCCCCACGGACCGCCGCAGGUCCAUGGUGGAGUCCAUCGAGGAGGACCUGGAGAAGAGCCUGGAGAAGGAGCCGAGCCGCGUGGUGGCCGGCGGCGUCAGGGUCAUCCCACCUCCCCUGUCCAAGGCCGCGCCAGCCGCGCCAGCCGUCAGCGAGGAGUCCUACUCCUGGAAGCAGGAGAAGUCGAGCUUCCUGGAGAAGAAGUCGACGACGACGAGGAAGGAGGAGUUCAAGUCGCUGUCGUCCAAGUCGGUGGAGACCAAGUCGGCGGAGGCGUUCCCCUUUCAGCCCGAGCGGCCCGUCGUCGCCGCGCCCGCCAAGUUCGUCAAGAGCGAGCUCGCCGGCAGCGACUACGAAAGCGACCUGGAGGCCAGCCGGAUCUCUAGCAAGUGGCGGCCCUGUGGCAGUGACACCGAGGAGCCGUCAUACCGCCGCGUGCGCCCGCCGUCCGCCCCCGCGGUGUCUGCGGUGUUCCAACCCUCGCAGUCCUUCGACAAGGCGGCGACCAGCCAGACGGAGUCGAGGCGGGAGUUCAAGUCGUCCCGCAUCUCGUCCAGCAUCGCCUCCACGCAGUCCAGGUUCACGCAGCGCUCCGCCCCCGCCCCCGCGCCGACGUUCGCCCCGCUCGACCUGAAGCCCGGGUCGCCGCCCACGUUCGUGCAGCCGGCCCCGGUGGACAUAAAGCCGGCCCUGAAGACGACCCCCGACUCGCCCAAGAGCAAGCACAAGACGGUGCGCGUGGUGGCGCCGCCGGAGAGCGGCUACAUGGCCGACACGGACGAGCCCCGGGCGCACACGCUGCAGCGCGCCUCCGCCACCUCGGCCUGCUCGGCCUCCACGGCCUGGGCCGCCAACGGCACGGUGCAAGGCAGGCCGAGGUCGCCGCCCCCGCCGGAGCAGAAGUACGAGCAGAAGUACGAACGGAGUGUGUCGCACCGCAUGAGCAGCACGUCGAGCACGUCCAGCAGCACGGUCCAGGGCAUGUCGCGCCGACAUGAGAGCAAGGCCUGCGGUGUGUCUGCAUUCAAGGAGGUGGUCCCGCCGCCUGUCGCAGCCGUCUUCGCCCCCAUCUGCGUUCCCCAGCUGCAGCCUGCCCAGCCGCAGCCUCCGCAGCCACAGCAGCAGCCUGUUGUGGAGCUCUCCGCCGGCCCGCCCUGCUUCGCCGCCGCUGCGCCCGCCGCCGCCCCGUGCGUCGCUGCUCGGGCCAAGCGAAGUGCGGGCCCACUACCGCGCAGCCCUUCCAAGUUCGUUAAGGGAGAGUUCCGUGAGAGCGACUACGAGAGCGACUAUGACGGCAGCCUUGGCCGCAUCCCAGCGGUCUGGCGGCCCCACGACCACGACGUGGACGGCGCGGACGGCGCCGCGUACCGACCCGUUCGCCCCCUGCUCACACCCACGCACCAUGCCGGUGCCCAUGGACCUGUCGGCCGAACUCCCACUCCACCGUCUGAGUUUGACAACCCUCCGCACUUUGGUGGACCUCCGCGACCCAAGUUUGAGCCUAUCGACAAGCAGCCCGUGGCAGCCGUAAGGCCCCGCGGCGCGCCCCUCGUCUCCAAGGGCCGGCCGCUGCACCCCCAGCAGCCCCAGCCCCACCAGCCCCACCCCCAGCCCGUGUUGAAACCCAAGGCCAUCCAGGCCAGGCCCCCGGAGCGCGUCGAGACCCUGGUGGCGGCCCCCGUGCCCCGCGCCGUGCCCCGCGCUGGGCCGCCGCCGCAGAUCCUGUUCGCGGCCGCGGCCCCCAGCAGCCACGCCCCCACGAUGCAUGAGACGUCCCAGUCGAUGAGUUUUGCCGAAGCCACCGAGACGAGUCGCCGCGUGGUCAGCAUGCAGCAGACGACGCGCGUCAUCAAGUUCAACGAGAAGCAGCAACAGCAGCAGCUGGAGCCCUUCCCCUUCCGCGCCGAGCCGGAGCACUCGGACCGGCGCAGGACCGGCACCACGCCGCCGCCGCCCAGGCCGACCAAGUUCGUGCCCGGCGAGGUCCGCGAGAGCGACUACGAGAGCGAGCUGGAGGCCGUGCGCUUCCGCGCCAAGUGGGCUCCCAACGACAGUGACGGCGACGAGCCCCACUACCGGAAGGUGCGGCCGCCCCCAGUGCAGCAACCGCCGCGGUGCGCCAGCGUGCCCGUGCCCGUCGAGAUGCCCGCCUUCGUGCCGCCCGCCCUGCCCGCCCUGCCCGCGCCCCCGCAGCCCUCCUACUCGGCCACGGCCUCGACCUCGCAGUCCGUGGACUACUCGGCCGAGCAGAAGAGGCUGCAGAGGGUCGAAGAAAUGCGCAGGCGGUUCGAGGAGAGGAAGUCCACCACGAGUUCGGAGUUCCAGACCUCCCAGAGCGUGAAGAGCAUUCGACGCUUGUCGGCUCCUUUGGGAUAUGAUGUACAAUUGGUUCCUGGCCCCCCUGCUGAGCUGGCUUAUGCUGGUCCCAAAGUGCCACCUCAGGCAGAAUAUAUUGCUUCAAGGCACAUGAAUGAAAUGACACAGACAUUCAAGUCGAAGGCUCAGAGGUUUGUUAAUGACAUUAUGACAGAUUCAAAGACCAAGCCAGAGAAACCAAUUUUGAAGAAACAGACCUCAACUGAUACCAAAGCACUUGUUCAAAAUGGAGAUGAGUCUCAAACCUACAGGGAAGAGUCAAGAGUUGCUGAGUACGGAACAAAGCACAUCGACCCUGAAACUGGUCUCAUCUACUUCAAGUAUGACUUUGGCUAUGAGUUCGGCAUCAUAUUACCGGGAGAAGGAAAAGCGGGGAGUAAAGCUUCUUCGACUGUGAAGAGGGCUAGAAUUGAACGCUCACUGUCCAAAGACGAUGGAGGAGUGGAUUUUCCAGUAUUGCAUGAGAAGAGUGGCAACGCGAUCAAGGGCUUCAGUAAGACAACUGAAGACAUCAAGAAUGUACCUCAGUUCCGCCCCAAAAAGUUCACUCAUUUUAAAAGCGUCAAAUGGGAACCAACCUCAGAGAGUGAAAUGUCUGAAAAUGAAUCAGAUGCAAAUCGUUGGAAGCGCUACAGCUUACCCCAGCCACUGUCUGCCAUUGAUAUUCCCAGGGCUGAUUUGAACACCCCAAGUCCGGUUUCACUGUCACCCAGUGUCCCCAGUCUGUCUCCACACACAUCAGCCACACCAGGGCCUGACUCUUCAGCUUCGCUUGGCAGUGCCCCAUGGACUGCUGCUGGAGGAAAGCUAUUCCAUCAUGUUUCAAACACAGCACCAGGACACGCUGCCGACGAUGCAGCACUGCAAAAGGCACCAGUUUUUAUCACUCCACUUAGAGAUAUUGCUGUUGUUAAUGGCCAGAGUGCUCGGUUUGAGUGUAUUGUGCAAGCAGAACCCCUUCCAAAUAUAUUAUGGUCCAAAGAUGGCAGAAUCCUUGAAAAUUCCGAAAACGUCCAGAUUCAGUUCCGAAAUGGUGUUUGUCGACUCGCUGUGUCCAAUGCUACAUCAGUUGACGCGGGGACCUACAUUUGUACGGCAACCAAUCGGGCGGGCACAUCUGCUUCAACAGCAACCCUCUUAGUGCCAGGUGAGAAGAGAACUUCUCUCAGUAAUAGGAAUUGAGGUACCUCCACUGUUUUGUUAACGUGUGGGAAAUGUCAGGUCUUGAAAAGGCAAACAGUUCAGUUUUGUUUCAGUGAAUUGGAUGAGUUCUUAAAAAUUCCAAUUUGUUUUGCUAGUUGUCCCCUUGCAUGUCCCAGAUAUUCCUUUUUCUUGUUUUAUUAGAUUACAUUUUAUUUUUCACUAAUGUGUUGUUCUAGUCAUUGAUCAAGAACUUUAUGGGUUUGGAUUACUACUUCCUGUACAUUUCAUGUUUCCAUUUGGUGUAACUUUUAUAGUCUGUGUUAUUCUUGCCAUUGUUAAUGCAUGUUGGAGAAAUUGAUGGGUAUAUUUUUCAAUGAGAUUUUGAUGGUGAUGUCCACAUUGUCUUGUUGGAUUAUCAGACUUUUGGGGUAUUUUCUUUUACUUCAGGGUCAAACCUCCUCUUUUCUGUUCCUAGGGUUCACUGGACUUAAAAACAAGUCUAUUAGAAUGUUGUUUUCCUCAAAGCGAUAUAGUUGAAAUGUCAGUCACUUCAGUAUAAUUGUUAAAAAUUGAAUUGGACUCAACAUUGAUGCGUUUAACCAAUAGAUCACUCUUUAUAUAGUUUUCUUUGCAUGUUACAUCUGACCUUUAUCUAGUCUUUGGUACUCUGUUUUAGCAUGUGAAAUCUGGGUCACUUCUAUUUUCUUACCUGGAUAAGGUUUUUGGAGCAACUAUGCUUUCUUUUCUAAGCUUUGGAACUUAUUCUUAUUUUAUCUCUUUUGUAUUGGUACAAAUAUCAAAUGCUAAACUUUCUUUGACACAGUUUACGCUUGGUGCUCAGUACUGCAAGAUUAAACAUGUGACACAGGAAGUUUACCAUAAGAGUAUCCUUCGGUUUCUUCUUGGUAUACUUUUCUAUCAGGCUGGCUGUUUGUACUGGUGGAUUAUCGGGUAUGCUUUUUAUUAAAUGGUGAUUUUGGAGCA